AUGGAAAAUGAAGUAGUGUGGGUUUCAAAUAAAAGUACUACAGAUAGUACCUUUACAACUAUUCCAGUUCCAAAGUAUAAAAUUAUUAAAGAACCAGUAGAUGUUAACCAAGUACCAGAUUAUUGGGUGCCUCCAUUAGUAGAAGAUAUGCCAAUAUCCGAAGCUACAAUUAACAAAAAUGAAAAAAUCAAUCCAUCGGAGGCAUCAACAAGAUGCGAAGAAUGGUCUACAUUACGACAAAUGAAACCGUCUACGACUAGAUUAUCAAAAGUAGCUUCCUCAAGUUGGGGCUGCACACCGCCAAAUAUUCCUGCAAAGGAGGAAAAGACCCCUGAAAGACACCCAAAAAUAAAUAGCUCCAUGACAAGAUAUAUUGAUGAAAUGCACUCUUCUAACCCACUAUUUAAGUUACAUUAA
Messenger RNA from Trichoplax adhaerens, 417 nucleotides. RefSeq lists its product as uncharacterized. The coding region runs from base 1 to 417 and encodes 138 amino acids. The record is from RefSeq and is a predicted model, not a curated record. NCBI's taxonomy places the organism in Eukaryota, Metazoa, Placozoa, Uniplacotomia, Trichoplacea, Trichoplacidae. The transcript is spliced from 2 exons.